AUCGUUAUGUUAGACCUGCUCAGCCUUUCUGCUGCGGCUAUUCUGUUCACCGUUGUUUUGAUUCUAUUUUUUUUCUGCAUGCUCUGCUGUAUUCGUCGCACGGAUAUGGAUUGCAAAAAUGUCUAGGUCUGGAAGAUUGUAAGUUUGUCAUGCUUGUCUGGCUUGACUCGAGAAUCUGUGUUGCAUAGGCACGAAAAGGCCCUCUUACCUGUCAUGAAAAAACGCAGUUUGUCAUGCGGAAUACGUAAGACAUGGCUGCCAAAAAAAUUGUCAUGCGUAGCUGCGUAUUGCAGGAGUGCGUCUAUCAUUCACUUUUAGCAGUACAAGUUUCCAGAUCCAGACAUUUUUGCAUUUGAUAACGGACAAAGUUUUAUCCUCACCUGCCUUGUCUAUCGCCGAGCCGGUCGUGUUUAUUGGUAGAACCAACUCGCCAACGUCCAUACGGUCGAGGCCGAGAAACGACUUGUAAUUUUCAAGUAAAGUAGAAUCAAUUAUAAUACAAGUAAACUACUACAAUACCGUAUUUUAUUAUCGUACCUCUAAACCACUCUACGUCUACGCUACUAACAUCACAGAGUUCCAUUGACUACACCAUACAGGAUCAAAGGAUGUCGUCCUCUAGUGUAGAAACGAGACCUCUGCUGUUGAGAAGCCGCACUCUCCUCUUCGCAGCUGCGAUCGCCGCGACGUUGUUUCAAGCCAUCGUACAACCCGCCCAUGCGUCUAGUUCUACAACGGUAACAACUGUUAACCAGCCGCUGACCCUACAAGCAGAGGUUAAGUUGCAGUUUUACCUCCAGGAUCAACAAUUUGGCGUGCACGACAGCCAGUUGGACUCCUGGGUGCCAUCCGAUGACUACUACUUCGGGAUCACGCUCCGGAACUACUUUCUCUCCGCGAUGGAGGCAGGGUUAAAAACCGUGCUCGGCAACGCCCAGGACGCGGGCGUGCAGCCCUACGGAGGCUCGACGGCCUAUGGAAGCGUCAGGAUUGAAAUCGUCAAAGUUGAAAUAACUUGUAAUGCAGAAAAUGGAUCAAAGCAGUGACUCAGUUUCCAAGUGGCGCAUGACAAAUUUGGGUAGAGCCGAAACCCAGUUUGUCAUGAUGUUUGGGUAAGAAAGACGCCUUUUGUCGUGCUGCUUUAGCUGCUCAGUUUCUACCCCUCAACAGGCUUACAAUCUGCCUCACUUGCCUACUCUGCAAGACAGGCACUCUGAGGGCUGCAUUUUAUGCAUGACAAACUAUUUCAACUUUGACGAUUUCAAACCUGACGCUUCCAUACGGCCGUUCCGGUGGUGGAAAUCACGGACAUACAUCGGGUGUUGAACGUUCCUAGUACUUCGAGGCUGUUGUUGACGAGUGGGCGGGGAACGGAGAAACGCCAGAACAACUACGCAUCUGCUGCUGCUGUUGCGACAACGUCGAAAAGAGGUCGUGCUGGUCGCAAAAAUAAGCGGCUUCUGGAUCACCGCAGCUCUCGGAACCGCGAUCGGAAGCCUUGGUGGUGGUGGAUGGAGAAUGGAGACGAAGAUGAAGAUGGCAGCUCAACAUGGGACGAAGAUGAGCGGGACCGGGACGAAGAAGAAAACGAAGACGAUACCAACCAGCGUUCAGAUGAGCAGCAAGGUACUAUUCCUGAGUCAAGAAACAACGACGACAAUUCUAAUUCUUGGAACAACAACGGAAAUGCCGAAGGCUCUAGUGUGGACGACCAAGAAUUCGAUCCGAAUUGGUGGCACGACAACGAAAACCGGAAUGUUGCUCCGACGACACAAGCUCCUCUAUGGGGUUCUCAAGCGUUACAUUCUCAACUGUUAAGUACAUGAUUUGUUAUGCGAAAACACUACCACCCUUCACGCGAUCGAGCCUUCCUCGCAUGACAAGUUCUCGACGCGCUCGAUAGCAUUAUCAUGAUCAUCCGCCCGAAACCUGUAAUGCAAAAUGCGUAAACCUUCCCCGUUUCACUUUUGCCAUCCUUGCAUUGCAAACUCAUGCAACAGCUGAGAACGUAACGUUUGGGAACGCCAUAUCCUCCCCGCCCGGCACCGCAGCCGGCUGCGGCCCCUCCGAUGUUGA
Messenger RNA from Amoebophrya sp. A120, 2076 nucleotides. Lineage: Eukaryota; Dinophyceae; Syndiniales; Amoebophryaceae. The record is from the annotation of a GenBank genome assembly.